This is a messenger RNA of Heteronotia binoei (common prickly gecko), 960 nucleotides long. Its product is annotated as olfactory receptor 10AG1-like. Gene Ontology annotation, cellular component: membrane. The record is from RefSeq and is a predicted model, not a curated record. Gene Ontology annotation, molecular function: G protein-coupled receptor activity; olfactory receptor activity. The coding region runs from base 1 to 960 and encodes 319 amino acids. Gene Ontology annotation, biological process: G protein-coupled receptor signaling pathway. Lineage: Eukaryota; Metazoa; Chordata; Lepidosauria; Squamata; Gekkonidae. The transcript has a single exon.
AUGAGAGGAAAUCAAAGCACAUUAAAUAAUUUCCUGUUGCUGGGAUUCUCUGAUUUGCCAGGACUGGAGGGUUUGUUCUUCUCUGUUUUCCUAAUUGUCUAUCUGUCAGUUCUCAGUGGGAAUGCUCUCAUAAUUAUUGUCACAUUGGUCUACCAGACACUCCACAGCCCCAUGUUUUUAUUUCUCAGGAACCUGAGUUUUCUGGAGAUAUACUACACCUCAACUGUUGUCCCCAAAAUGCUUGAAAACCUGCUGUCAGAGGAUAAAUCCAUUUCAUUCCUCAGUUGUGCCUUUCAAAUGAAUGUCUUCCUUAUCACAGGGGCAGCAGAAUGUGUUCUUUUGGCUGCCAUGGCAUAUGACCGCUACGUUGCCAUUUGUCACCCACUGCGCUACACCAUCAUUAUGAGUAAUACAGUAUGCUCUGGGUUGGUUGCAUCCUCCUGGAUGGCUGCAAUCCCAAUGCAAGUUGGCCAAACUGUCCUGGUGUUCACCUCUUCUUUCUGUGACUCCAAUGAAAUCAACGAUUUCUUCUGUGACUUUCCUGCUGUGGUUAAACUUGUCUGUGGCAACACCUCUAUAAAUGAGCAUAUAUCCCAACUGCAGGUAGUGUUUCUUGGAUUAAUCCCAUUUGCUUUGAUUUCCAUUUCAUACAUAUGCAUUGCUUCUACCAUUCUAAAGAUGCCAUCUGUAGAGGGAAGGAGCAAGGCUUUCUCAACAUGUUCCUCACAUCUCAUAGUGGUGAUGUCUUUCUAUGGCUGUGGAAUGACAGUGUAUCUGAAACCCAAGACAAGUCAUUCUUUUGAUACAGAAAAAUUCCUGUCACUCUUCUACACUGUCUUUACACCAUUGUUAAAUCCUCUUAUUUACAGUUUGAAGAACAAAGAAGUCAAAGUGGCACUCAGGAAACUAUGUCUCCACAUUCCUCUCUUUAAAACCCCAAAAUUUUCAUGGAAAGUGUAG